Wyeomyia smithii (pitcher-plant mosquito) is the source of this 4846-nucleotide messenger RNA. RefSeq names its product zinc finger protein 91-like. NCBI's taxonomy places the organism in Eukaryota, Metazoa, Arthropoda, Insecta, Diptera, Culicidae. Gene Ontology annotation, cellular component: nucleus. The record is from RefSeq and is a predicted model, not a curated record. The transcript has 13 exons. Gene Ontology annotation, molecular function: DNA-binding transcription factor activity, RNA polymerase II-specific; RNA polymerase II transcription regulatory region sequence-specific DNA binding. Gene Ontology annotation, biological process: regulation of transcription by RNA polymerase II. The coding region runs from base 270 to 4763 and encodes 1497 amino acids.
GGACCAGAGUUGAUCUGCGAUAACGCACACAUAUAUGAAUUUUGACAGCAGUAAAUCCCCCCUGGAAAAAUGUAUGGAGUUUGACAGCCACAAGAACCCUUGGUCACAAUCAUGCAACGAAUUCAGGGAACAGUGGUGGUGAGAUUUAACAUCAAGCCUCGAAACAUUGCCGAUUUUGGUAAAAAUUUUACUGUUUUAUAUAAAUAUAUAUUUGUCACGCUGAAACAAGUGGAAAAGUACACAAUGACCACGUAAAUAUAAAAAGCGAAAUGGAAGGAGCCACAAUGAAACUGGAAGGAUUAGCUCCCAUAAAGACUGAAGAGUUUUUAAUUUGUGACACUAUGACUGCGGAAGAAGAAUCUUCAUUUGCUAGCAGCGAACGGUGCUCCACUGAAACGGCUGUAACGAACGCCCUGAGCGGACACGAACCUGUGACGGAUAUCACCGAUGAAGUUGGGAUUAUAGUACCUUUUAGCUCUAGCAAUCCGGACGAUUCAAAAAUGAGCCCUGCUGUUGCUGAUAAUAAUCCACGGAAAAAGUACGUUUGCGAAUUCUGCAGCAAAGCAUUCAGCAAAAAAAACAGCUUAGAAAGUCACAUAAGAACUCACACCGGGGAACGUCCUUUUGCGUGUGAUAUCUGCAGCGAAACGUUCAUCACCGCUAAACGGUUGCUGUACCACAAGAGUGUUCAUACAAAAGAGCGCAACUUCGAGUGUGACAUAUGCAAGCGACGAUUCUUUCUAAAAUUGCAAGUAUCGUACCACAUGAAAACGCACCGCACAGAUUGCCCGUUCAAGUGCCACAUUUGCGGUAAAAUAUUUGUAAGCAGUGGUCAUCUCGUAGUACAUAUGCGUACCCACAGCGAUGAGCGACCCUUCAAAUGUGACAUCUGUGGUGUUUUAUUCAAGAGAUAUCAUGCUCUAAAACGUCAUGCUAAAAUGCACAAAGUUAAUUCCUUACAAACCAAUCAAACAGAGGAACGUCGUUUGGAGUGUGAUAUCUGUAACCAAACAUUCAACACCGCUAAGCGACUGCUGCACCAUAAAAGCACUCAUACAGGAGAGCUGCAUUUCAAGUGUGAAAUAUGUGAGCAACGUUUUUUAUUCGAAGCACAAUUGUCGUUCCACCUGAAAACACACAGCACAGAUCGUCCGUAUAAGUGCCCGAUUUGCGACAAAAGAUUCAUAUUUGGUUGGCGUCUCGCAGGACAUAUGCUCAUUCACAGCGAUGAGCGACCUUUCGAAUGCGAAAUUUGUGGUGCAUCAUACAAGAGAUCUAAUACUUUGAGGCAUCAUAUCCGUAAGAGCCACAAAGUUGAUCUCCACCCGCAAAGUUCAGAAAUAAACCGGACUGAUAACGGCCAAAGCAAUGAACUAGCAAAGCACAACUGCGACAUAUGCGGCAAACAGUACAAAGCCAAAAGAACACUUCAGUUACACCUGUUACAUCAUCAGAGCACUGUUGUGGCUCAGUGCGAUAUUUGCAAAGAAGGUUUCCGUUCGGCUUACAAUCUGAAGAAACACCAGAAAACACACGAGACAAAACAACUCAGCUGCGAUGUAUGUGACAAAACGUUCACCAGGGUUUUUGCUUUGAAUGUUCACAAGAGUACUCAUGGAGGAGAGCGGAAGUUUAAAUGUGAAAUAUGUGGCAAAGCUUUUUUUCAUAAGACACCAUUAGCUAAGCAUCUGAAAAUUCACAACGGAAAGCUGCACGAGUCUGAGAUUACGGAUGCUCUUAAAAAACGGUAUGACAAGACGGAAAGCGAUUUGAUCCAUCGCUACAGAUUCUACAAACGCGAACAAGGGCCGAAUGAAACAGCUGUGGAUUUCAUACUAGCUGUUAAGCUCCAAGCAGAGUUGUGUGAAUUCGGACAGUUUAAGGACAUGGCGAUUCGCGAUAAGUUGGUUUGUGGAAUCCGCGAUGAGGAGCUACAAAGGCGUUUGUUUGAUGAGGACGAUCUAACCUUGGCGAAAACGAAGAAACUCAUCACGAAUACGGAAGCAGCAGGAGAGAGGAAACACAGUAUCAAGGUUAUGAAAAGUCCUCCGUAUAACCCCUCGAGUAACGGACAAGCAGAACGUAUGGUUUCCGUCGGAGGUCGGGUGUAUCUGGCGCACCGCAAUCAGCUGAAGCUGGUUGGAGCUCGCAGAAAUCGUCACGGUUUGAUUUUUGCGAGGGAGGAAGGAAGGAGUGUUAACCGGAAAGAGCGCGCGAUGACGAUGACGAUGAAAGCGUUGAUGACGAUGCUGGCGGAUUCCUUGGUUUCGCAACAGAUUCGUAUAUCUACCGAGGCACAUCUGACGAUCAUCCAAUGUUGUGUUAAUGAAAUGGAGGAAUUGUCUGCAAUAAAGGUAGAAGAGUUCAUUGUAUUCGACACUGUGGCAAAAGAAGAAGAAACUCCGCUUGUGAGCAGUGAUGGGUGUUCUGGUGGACCGAUAGUAACGAACGCCCCGAGGGAAGAUUUAGGUGAAGUCAAACAAGACCCUGCGAUUGAUAUCAUUGAUGAUGUGAGUGCUACAAUAGCUAAUAGCGAAACUGCAGCUUCUCGAUCCAGUCUAUCUUCUUUCUGUUGCAGCAUCUCGAACGGUUUAGAAAUAUCCAAUAUCAGUGUUGGUGAACAUCCACGAAAAAACUUCGUUUGUGAGUUCUGCAACAAAAGAUAUGCCUCAAAAUACAGCUUGGCGGAUCAUAGAAGGAAUCACACAGGGGAAGGUCGUUUUGCGUGUGAUAUCUGCAACAAGUUCUUCAAAACUACUAAACGACUGCAGCAACAUAAGAGUUAUCAUACAGGAGAGCAGAGAUUCAAGUGUGAAAUAUGUGGGCGACGUUAUUUCUUAAAGUCACAAUUAGGGACCCACCUCAAAAUACACAGUACAGAUUGCCGGUAUAAGUGCCGGAUUUGCGAUAAAAAUUUCGUGUCUAAUUAUCAUCUCGAUGAUCACAUGAGUAGCCACAGCGAUGAGCGACCUUUCAAAUGCGACAUUUGUGGUGCACCGUACAAGAGAGUUAAUAGUUUAAGGUAUCAUCUUCGCAAGAUCCACAAGGUUAACCAUUCCCCGGGCAACGAGGAGUGUUUGGAUCCAAACGGUAAAAGCAAAAAUUCAGCAAAAUACACCUGCGACAUAUGCGGUAAAAAGUACACACAUAGAGCAUCUUUUCACAUACAUCUGUAUCUUCAUCGAAGCACUGAAAAGAAUCAGUGCGAUGUUUGCAAUAAAAACUUCAGUUCUGCUAAUGUUUUGAAAACACAUCUCAAAUCACACGAUAAAACAAAAACAACACGAUUCAGUUGUGAUGUAUGUAACAAAACGUUCUCCAAAGCGUUUACUUUGAAGGUUCAUUCGAGUAUUCAUUGGGGAGAGAGGAAUUUUAAGUGUGAAAUAUGUAGCAAAGCAUUUCACCAUAAGAGACCAUUAGCGGUGCAUAUUAGGAAGGUGCACAAAGAGUUGCCAAUAAAAUUUUCGAUUAAUAUGGAAGAGUUAAACUUCAAGCGUGCAUGCCAUAACAUAUAUUUUUGUUUACUAGUUCGAGUAGGAAAAAUAUUGUUAAUUUCUGUGGAGUUUUUAUUAAUUUUUACCGUUGAAAUAUACAAUCACUUCGGAAUGCGUAAUUGUGUUAGCGAAAUGGAGGAAUUGACUGCAAUAAAGGUAGAAGAAUUCAUAAUAAUCGACACAUUGACUACAAAAGAGGAAACUCCGCUUACGAGCAGUGAUGGGUGUUCUGUAGAACCGAUUGUAACGAAUACUCUGAGGGAAGAUUUAGUUGAGGUCGAACAAAACCCUGUGCGGGAUAUCAUUGAUGAUGUUGAAGCUACCGCAGCUCAUAACGAAACUGCAGCUUCUCGAUCCAGCAACUCCAACGCUUCAGAAAUACGCAGUAGCAGUGUUGGCGAACGUCCUCGAAAGAACUUCGUUUGUGAGUUCUGCAACAAGGGAUUUACCACAAAAUACAGCUUGGCGUAUCAUAUAACAACUCACACAGGAGAAGGUCGUUUUGCGUGUGAUAUCUGCAACAAAUCAUUCAAAACCACUAAACGACUGCAGCACCAUAAGAGUGCUCAUACAGGAGAGCAGAGAUUCAAGUGUGAAGUAUGUGGGCGACGUUAUUUCUUAAAGACACAAUUAGGGACGCACCUCAAAAUACACAGUACAGAUUGCCCGAAUAAGUGCCGUAUUUGCGGUAAAAAUUUUCUGUCUAAUUAUCAUCUCGAUGAUCAUAUGAAAAGUCACAGCGAUGAGCGACCUUUCAAAUGCGACAUUUGUGGUGCACCGUACAAGAGAGUUGGUAGUUUAAAGUAUCAUAUCCGCAAGAUCCACAAGGUUAACCUUUCCCCGGGUAACGAGGAGUGUUUGGACCCAAACGAUAAAAGCAGUGAUUCAGCAAAGCACACCUGCGACAUAUGCGGCAAGAAGUACAGACAUAGAGCAUCUUUUCACAUACAUCUGUAUCUUCAUCGAAGCACCGAAAUCAAUCAGUGCGAUGUUUGCAAUAAAAACUUCAGUACUGUAAAUGCCUUGAAAACACAUCUCAAAACACACGAUAAAACAAAACCAACACGAUUCAGCUGUGAUGUAUGUAAUAAAACGUUCUCCAAAGCGUUUACUUUGAAGGUUCAUACGAGUAUUCAUGGAGGAGAGAGGAAUUUUAAAUGUAAAAUAUGUAGCAAAGCAUUUCACCAUAGGGUUCUACUAGCAAAACAUAUUAGAAAGAUGCACCCAGAGUUGCCAACAAAAAAUUUCAAUAAACUGGUAAAGUGCUGAAGAAAAAACUGGAUUCCAAAUAAAUUUACAAAACAGCAAGAAUAUGUAUUGUGAGAGAGCUUCUCUGUUACUAAAUCCAGUGG